ACAGAGUUCUGGUACGUAUAUUUAGGACGGAAAUAUCACUUCUUUUUUCUUUUUUUUUUUUAAGACCAUAGUUGGUUACAAAUAGAAUAAGUAUUCCAGAGUGAACGAGAGAUUUUGCUUGCAAUACAGUUUGCCGCGUUUGGGAUUGCUGGCGGAAGUGUAGACUGCAGUAUUGCAAAUGCAAAGUAGGUAGGUUACGUAUCUGUAGUUUGUUUUACAUUCUAGAGCCAAGCCCAUUUCCUUUCAGACAAGCACAAAAGAAACGCAUUGGAAGUUUACUUGCCGAGUGCCAGCCUGCUCCAUACUUUGCACUAUUCCUUAGCGACAUGAAUAUGGUCAGGCGGGGACUACAAACAUUUAGACGACCUCAACCGCUGUUACCUGCCUUUUCGCUGGUGCACAUUCGCCCUGAGUCCACGCAACCGAUCCCUGCAGCUCGGCUGCCCUUUAGGGUGCGCCUCCAAGCUGGAAAACGUUACGCUUGGUGUGCAUGUGGACACAGCAAGAAGCAGCCUUACUGUGAUGGAGCUCACAAGACCAAAGCGCCAAACAUCUCUCCACUCCGCUUUACCCCCGAUAAAGACAAGACUGUCAUGUUGUGCGCAUGCAAGCAAACGGCAAAUGCUCCUUAUUGUGAUGGCUCACAUUUCAAAGUCAUCUACAAUGAUAUGGUGAAGUCUGUCAAAAGAAUGUUUAAAUGAUCGAACCUGUGCGAAAAAAAAUACUGGUGCAUGUAGUCAGAAUUUUUGCAGAAAAUGUGCUUAGUUUUUCCACUACCUGAGCAUUUAUGCUGGUAUCACCUCAAAUUUGGAUUAAGUUACUUUUUUUCCUUUCUUUAAGAAUCAUAUCCAACCAGUGUUGUGUAUCAUGGCCCAAGCAUAUCUUUACACUAUAUUUGUAAUUAAAAGCAAGUUGUUUUGGAAGUAACUAAAUGUCAAUCCCAAAUCCAAUUAAAUUGGGAUAUUGUGUAAAAUGUAAAUUAAAAUACAGUACAAUGAUUUGCAAAUUCUGUUGGAUCAACAAUUAGAUACACUGUAAAGACAAGAUAUUGUUUUUCACGUUCAAACUAAUCAGAUUUGUUUUUUAGCAAUAUUCGGUCAUUUUGAAUCCGAGGCCUGCAACAACUUCCGUAGACAUAUCCACGUCACAAUACACUUGAUGUAGUGAUGCCUGUUUUUAAUUGAAUCCUGCCCUGGGAAUCCAAUAUCGCAGGUAUUCAAGGUUGUAAAGGAUUUCUAAAUCAUUUGUUUUUCUUUGCAUUUUACACAACUUUCAAGCUUCAUUGGAUUUGGGAUUUGUCUUUCAUACCCCAUAGACUUCAUAACGUAUUGACGGGGCGCAGGGCUGAUUCAUAGGGGGCCUAUCUCCGUCAAAGCUGACCGAGUGGAAACACAGACAGAGCUUUUUCCUUUGAAAAUUCCUUUGAAUAAAUGCUUAAAUCCCUGUGUGUUCUUAUAUAUAUGUAUUUACAUAUAUAUAUAUAUAUAUAUAUAUAUAUAUAUAUAUAUAUAUAUGGACGUAAAACAGUGUCAAUUCUUGGUUAAAGGCAAAAAAAUAUGCAGUUAGCGUUUAUUUUACUUAAAUAUUGCAAACUAUGAUGCUAGUCGGUAAGCAAAUUAGCGGCUGCCAUGUGUAAACAAAGAGUUUUUUUUUCUUCGUUAUAUUCUUGUGAAUAAAUGCUUAAACCCCUGAAUUCUUUAUAGAUAUGGACGUAAAACAGUCUAGAUUCUUGGUUAAAAGCAAAAAAAAAAUGGCAGUUAGCAGUUAUUUUACGUUAAUAUUGGGAACUAUGAUGCUAGUCGGUAAGCAAAUUAGAGGCCGCUAUAUGUAAACAAAGGGCUUUUUAGGUUAAAUUCUUGUGAAUAAAUGCUUAAAUCCCUGAAUUCUUUAUAGAUAUUGACGUAAAACAGUCCCAAUUCUUGGUUAAAAGCACAAAAAAAAAAAAACGCAGUUAGCUGUUAUUUUACGUAAAUAUUGCAAGUAUAAUUCCAAUGAUGUAGCUGCUAAUUUCUCCCAUUGAUUUUUUUCACGUUUCAAAAUGCAUGCAUGGUACGAAAAAUAUAAUAAUGACCUUGAAUCCUCGAAGAAAUCACUCCUGAGACAAUCCUUCCUGUUUGUAUACAGUAGAGCUUUGGUACUUUUUCAACCUAAAUCCGGCGUUAGAUCACUGCAUGUGACCGACUGCUAAUAAAUGAAGCGGCGUGUGGGACGGCCCUCUUCGGGAAGACGUGACGCAGUGAAUUGGGAAUCUGUCAUGUCAUUAAAAUUAAGAAGUCUAUGCAUACCCAUAUUGCAAUGGGCCAGUACCAUUUGCACCGGCACUGCCCUCUAUCAACAAAGCUGCAGCUGAAUUUGUUGGGAUAAGAUUGAUGUUCUUUGAUCAGUGUAUGUCUAGUUUGCAAUGCAAAAUUAAAUUGUUACUUUGUUUGUCAGUUUAGUGUUUGGUACUAUACAUGUUUUGAUAACACUAAUCAGGUAUAUUUAUCCUGUAAAUCCACUGCUGAUUUUGUUUUAUUGUUGCAUAAAGUUGUUUUUCACAAAUAACUGUUUGUGAUUUUUCAUAUAGAAUAUGUUUAUUAAAUCUUGUUUUAUUUCCAUUCGCAUCGCCUAAAAUUAUUUUGGAAUAUGUAAACCAUUCUAAUCCAAAAUGGUGAAGGCCCUUUUGAAUAUUUUGACCAAAAUUCUUGAUCUACAAAAUCAGGACUAAUUUCCUAGGAUAUGAACAAGCACUUGCUCAAAAUACCAUCAUCCAGUGACUUUGGAUUCAUAGCUUCAACUACUGGAGUGUUUAUCAGUUAAAUGUACUCAUGUAUAAGUAUUUGGUGAAAAGAAUACUCAUUGAGCAACAUCGUGACUAACCCCUUACAAUGUUUGUGUUUUUUUAAACAAUGCUAUUUUUUUCUCCACACAAUGUCAUCAGUAUGAACUGUUAUUGUUAUAUUGUACUAUACCCUAUUACAUAACUACAUAAGGUCAAAGACAUACACAAAAAAAGGCAAGAGAAAAAAAUGCACAGAAAUGAAGCAUUAUUUGUUCAAAGAGCAUGAGUGUCCUCCAGUUGAGAAAACAUACUGUAUGUCCAAUUAUGAAAAUAAAAAGAUAAUAUCUCCAGUUUUCCGUAGUCAGUCGGUGCCACAUAAAAACUGGGAGACGGGUUCAAAUCUGUGCUUGUGUCAAAUACUUCAUUUUUUUCCGGUGCUUUAAAGACUCCAUGUAAUUGAACAGGCCGAUGUGAUCGAUAGAACGGCAAGCUUGGGUCUGAUUGGUAUAAUGGAGUCAUGUGGGUUUUUUUUUUUUUUUUUUGCGACAUCAUGAAACUUGUAGAGCCCCUGCUGGCAAAAAAAAGUAAAAUAUAAUAUGUGGAAUAAAGAGGAAAAAUGUAACGACUAAUGUAGCACAAAGUCGCGGAAAGGAGCGUUUCUUCUUCACAAAUGUACUCAAGUAAAAGUGAAAAGUAUGGCUUAGUAAAACUUUUUCUCAAAAAGUUGCGUAAAUGUAAGUGAGUAAAUGUAACGCAUACCCACCCCUGGUUAAUGUAAAGUGCGUUAUAAAUAAAAUGCAUUAUUAUUAUUAUUAUUAUUAUGGCCUAACUUUUUGAUGGAAGGACUUAA
Molecule: messenger RNA, 3611 nt
Organism: Corythoichthys intestinalis (scribbled pipefish)
Lineage: Eukaryota; Metazoa; Chordata; Actinopteri; Syngnathiformes; Syngnathidae
Product: CDGSH iron-sulfur domain-containing protein 3, mitochondrial-like
Exons: 3
Coding region: 327-701 (124 amino acids)
Cellular component (GO): mitochondrion
Molecular function (GO): 2 iron, 2 sulfur cluster binding
Source: RefSeq, a predicted model, not a curated record